This is a messenger RNA of Melampsora larici-populina 98AG31, 261 nucleotides long. RefSeq lists its product as uncharacterized. The transcript is spliced from 3 exons. Lineage: Eukaryota; Fungi; Basidiomycota; Pucciniomycetes; Pucciniales; Melampsoraceae. Gene Ontology annotation, biological process: protein stabilization; protein folding. The coding region runs from base 1 to 261 and encodes 86 amino acids. Gene Ontology annotation, molecular function: protein kinase binding; heat shock protein binding; protein-folding chaperone binding. The record is from RefSeq and is a predicted model, not a curated record. Gene Ontology annotation, cellular component: cytoplasm.
AUGCCUCUCAAUUAUUCAAAGUGGGAUGCUCUUGAGCUCUCGGAUGAUUCCGACGUUGAAGUUCAUCCAAAUGUUGAUAAACGUAGUUUUAUUCGAAUGAAACAAAGAAAGAUUCAUCAAGAAAGAGAAGAACGUAAGAUGAAGAUCGAAUCAUUAAAACAUGAAGAAGAACUCAAUCAGAAAUUAUUAAAAGAAAUGAAAGAUUCAAUUAAAGAAGUUGAAUCAGAUGGAAUCCAAUCGAUGAGAAAAACAGCUAUGUAG